GCAGCUGAAGCAUUGACUAAAUUGUUCGUCGCGUCCUUCUCCCUCUCACGCUUAAUUUGUUUGGUUACUGGCCACGUCAGAUAGAAGACAGUUGCAGCAGAGACUCUUUCCCUUGCCUUAUUGCAGAGAAACCAGUCAAGAUGCAACUAGUCACGCUCAUCACAGCACUGUUCAUUACUGCAGCAUCUGCUCAAUUCCAGUUCUUCGACAGCAUGUUUGGCGGACACGGCCAUCCACAACAGCAGCAACACCAGAAGCCAGUGCGUGGCCCUGACUGGUACAACGGCCUGGCCCUCAAUACUGAAUGUGAUGAAGGUGCCUAUCUAUGUCCUGGGACGAUGGAUUGUGUGGAGAAACCAGGACAGUGUCCGUGUCCGCAUGAUUUAGCACGCUGUGAGGUGGGUGCGCAGCGGGUGUGUGUCAGUAAGCAGGCGGGUGUGAAGGAUGUGUGUGCGGCCAUCAAGGGCUUUCAUGAGACGCUGUAAGGCGGAUGACCUAUUGCAGCGACGCGAUUAAUGCGAGUGCUUCUUCGUUCUACCUUCAUUAUCACGCCAGUUUUGGCCUUGAGACUACUUUCUGGAUGUGCUACACGCAUGCACUUGCAAUCACGCGCUGUCCAGUAUUGCUAUUUCUACGACUAAUACCUACACGACCCUAGAGUCUGUUCA
Molecule: messenger RNA, 668 nt
Organism: Protomyces lactucae-debilis
Lineage: Eukaryota; Fungi; Ascomycota; Taphrinomycetes; Taphrinales; Protomycetaceae
Exons: 1
Coding region: 141-485 (114 amino acids)
Source: RefSeq, a predicted model, not a curated record